This is a messenger RNA of Mycena citricolor, 1325 nucleotides long. Lineage: Eukaryota; Fungi; Basidiomycota; Agaricomycetes; Agaricales; Mycenaceae. The record is from the annotation of a GenBank genome assembly.
GCCGGCUCUCCGCUCGUUACGCGCAUCACGGCAUCAUCGCGUCCGAGCAUGUGCCCGGACCCUAUAGCUGCUGCUUAUCCGCACUCUCCCAGCGCAGACCAGACCACACCACCACCUCCGCCAUGGUCUUCUCCUGCCUACCAUUCCUGGGCCGCCCGACCAACGCAGCUCUCGAUGCGGCCGACGUGCCUGAGAAGUCGUCCCGAAUGGGCGCACGACCAUCAGCACCGUCCUAUCGCGCCGCCCUGCGCGCGUCGGGCGCCGGCUCCGCUGCAGCCCUGGCGGAGCUCCGCGCGCUGAUGACCGAGAACAAGCUCGAUGCGUACGUCAUCCCCAACGAGGACGAGCACGGGAGCGAGAUCCCCGCGUCGAGCGAGCUGCGGCGCGGGUUCAUGACCGGGUUCCACGGCACCGCAGGGCUCGCGGUCGUCACCCAGGACGAGGCGCUGCUGUUCACGGACAGCCGGUACUGGAUCGCCGCGGAGAAGGCGAUGGACCCGGCCCUGUGGACGCUCAGAGCUGGAUCCGCGCGCGCGCUGGUGCCGGGUGGGUUCCAGGACUUCCUCGUGACUCUCCCCGCCGGCUCGCGCAUCGGCGUCGACGCGCGGCUGAUCCCGCCGUCGCUCAAAUCCACACUCGACGCGGCGCUGCCGGCGGGCUCGCGGCUCGUGUGCCAGCGCACGAACCUCGUCGACGCGGUGUGGACGGAUAAGCCCGUGCGCUCGACGGAUGCCGUAGUCGUCCACCCGCUCAAGUUCACCGGGCGCGGCAUAGAGUCGAAGCUCGCGGAGCUGCGCGCGGCCAUCGCAGAGGCGGGCGCGGGCGCGUACCUCGUGACGCCGCUCGACGACCUCGCGUGGCUGGUGAACCUGCGCGGGAACGACACGUUUAACCAGCCGUUCUUCUACGCGUACAUGUUCGUCUCCGCGGCGGAUGCGGUGCUGUUCAUCGACCGCGCGGAAGUCAGUCCCGAGGUCGAUGCGUAUCUGACUGCCGCGGGCGUGCGGACCGUGCCGUACGGCGAUGUUUGGGACUUUUUGAAAGCGGAGAAGGCGGAAAACCCGAAGAGCGCUGUGUUGGUGGAUCCCAAGGCGUCGUAUGCGGUGAUAGAGGUCCUGGGGGUAAGACAAGGCCAAGAUCAUCCCGUCUCCGAUCAACAUCUCGAAAGCAGUCAGAACGACGUCGAGAUCCAAGGGUUCUACAAUGCGAAUCUCCGUGACGGCGUCGCCAUGGUCCGCUGGUACGGUUGGCUCGAGGAGCAAGUGGUCAAGAAGAACAAGGUCGUCACCGAGUAUGAGGCCGAGCGCAAGCUGAACGAAUAUCGG